AUGUUAAAUAUUCGUUGCUCUAAUUUUGUUAAAAGGGCAGUUUCUUCUGUUACUACUUUAUUUGGACAACCAACAAAAAUGCCUUUAUUAGUGGAGAAAUAUAAUUAUUAUUUGCCUACUCAAUCUGUUAAUUAUUGGAGUUUGAGACGUUUUGAGGUUCUUCCACUACGAUCUUUUUCUGCUCAAGCGGAGCAACAAACAAUUUUUGAUGUUGAUUCUGACGAUGGUUUUGACGAGCUCAUACUUAACUCAGAAAAGCCAGUGAUUGCCUGCUUUCACGCCGAUUGGUAUUUUAAAAUAAAAUCAGAAUACCAGAAUUUCGAAAAAUCAGAAUUUCAGAACAACAUCAGAAUUUCAGAAUCAGAAUUUCUGAAGAAUCAGAAUUUCAAAACAAAUCAGAAUUUCAGAGAAACCAGAAUUUCAGAAAAUCAGAAUUUCAGAAAAUCAGAAUUUCUGAAAAAUCAGAAUUUCUCAAAAAUCAGAAUUUCAGAACAAUUUCAGAACAUUAUCAGAAUUUCAGAACAAUUCCUUUUUUUAAGGUGUGGCCCUUGCCAAAGCUUUGCACCCAGGCUUGAAGCAAAAGUAACUGGACAGGGAGGCAAGAUUUUAUUAGCAAAAAUCAACGUUGAGGGAGGGGCAAGUUCCCUAGCCGAACAGUUUGAAGUUACUUCAAUCCCAACAAUUGUGUGCUUUAAAAAUGGCGAAUUUUUUGAUAGAAUUGAGGGGGCUGUUGAGGAUUCUGAUUUGGAUGACCUUUUGGAAGAUUUGUUAAUGUCUGGGGAAGAAGGGGAGGAGGAAGGGGGAGAAGGAGGAGGAGAAAGUGUUAGGGAAUAA
This is a messenger RNA of Meloidogyne enterolobii, 834 nucleotides long. The record is from the annotation of a GenBank genome assembly. Lineage: Eukaryota; Metazoa; Nematoda; Chromadorea; Rhabditida; Meloidogynidae.